Culex quinquefasciatus (southern house mosquito) is the source of this 3228-nucleotide messenger RNA. RefSeq names its product protein daughter of sevenless (gene dos). NCBI's taxonomy places the organism in Eukaryota, Metazoa, Arthropoda, Insecta, Diptera, Culicidae. The record is from RefSeq and is a predicted model, not a curated record.
CGUUUCUGCAGCAGCAUAUUGCAUAUCGCCAUCUUUUAAUGUUAUCCCGAGUGUUUUGCUGUUUUGCCGUGAUUUUAGUGCCAAAAAUGCUGUUAAUUUAGUUUGUUUCCACGAAUCAGUGUUCAGGGAUGAUAGAGGGUAGUGUAAGUGUUUUUAUCAAGAUCAAACGAGGAAAAGAAUAUUAAGGCGUGGGUGGUCGCAAACCGAAUCUCAACCUCCGGGAAGUUGAGUUCUCUCUUUCUCUGUGUGUAUUCUUCUGUUCACACACCAGAACAGCAAAAUCAUCAAAAUUACGCAAAUACACAUUAGGACAAGUUAGUCGGCUGGUGCUGCCGGUGCGGAAGGGUGUACGGGGUGCGGCAAAGAUCUGGAACAAGACGAACGAACGAGAGAGAGGAGAGGCAAAAAGAACAUCAGCACAGCUUCAGCACCAGAUCGCGGAAAAGACCUGAGAAGUUAGUAGCAGCAGCAGCAGCAGCAGCAAAAGUCCAGAUGACGACGAAUAAUGGCAGAGAAGUCUAUCACGAAGGCUGGCUGAUCAAAUCGCCUCCGACGAAGCGAAUCUGGCGAGCGCGAUGGAGACGUCGUUGGUUUACGUUGAAGCAAGGCGAGCUACCCGGACAGUUUUUCUUAGAGUAUUACACCGACCGCAAGUGCCGGAAGUUGAAGGGGAUCAUCGAUCUGGACCAGUGCGAACAGGUGGAUGCUGGAUUGCGGCUGGAUCGACAAAAGGAAAAAUACGCCCACAUGUUUGAUGUGAAAACACCCACGAGAACCUACUAUCUGGCGGCGGACACCGAGGAAGAUAUGCGCGGUUGGGUCAACUGUAUCUGUCAGGUGUGUAACUUGCAGGAGACACAAACGGUGGAAGAAGAGAGGCCGUAUUACAACAUCGAUGCCAUCAAUAUGGCCUCCGUGGAUCACCAGCAGGACGUUUCUAAUGAUACCGAGAUCACGCUGCUGCAUUCGACCACCGGCGAAGCUGGCCAAGAGCAGCACAUUCAACAACAGCAGCCACAACCGAGACAAUCUGUGAUGUCCAAUGCAACGUACAAUCCGUACGGAACCUACCAGAACGAUGAGGUCAUGAACUAUCGAGGCUCGGAAUACUCCAACAGGGAAACCAUAAUCUGUGAAGCUAAAUUAGGUCACGCUCAGAAUCAACCGUUGAGAAAUAACAACUGCGAAGCAUACUCCAACCUGGGAACAAUCGAGCGUUCACAGUCUCUUCGUGGUAAACCGUCAUCGCCGGAAAAGAGUCACUCCGGGCAUGCACACAUGGUGAACCACAUGCGAACUCAGUCACUCAACACGGACUGUCAAAAACUGACGGCCGCCGCUGCAGGUGGAUCUGGUAAAAAGAUUCCGGAAAAUCUCAAACUAAACGAACGCACGGCAGUGUUUGAAAGUGGAACCGAACAGCCCUCGCCCGCGCUAAGCACCUCAUCUGGACCGUACAUUCCAAUCAGUGAGUGCUUCUCGGGCAGUCCGAUGCUGCACUCGCCCAUUACUCCGUUGAACUCGUUGGAUCCGCGAUUUUACGACACUCCACGCAGCCACACCAACAUUGGAUUCAAUCUCAUCAAUCACGAACAACCUUACUCGCCAAAAAGAAACAAUUUAAGUGGUCUGGCCCAGCCGGGACCAACUCAAUUGGCUCAAGCUUCUCGCAGUGGCAAAUCAAGUCCGUCGGACUCCGAGAGUGUUUUCACCGACGACGAAUGGACGGCAACGGGUUCGGAGCAGAUACCGGCGACAAAGGACCGCAGCACUCGCCCGUCGGACAGUUCCAUUGAGAACGAUGCCAUCGGAUGGAAGUAUGUUCAACGAUUCGCAAAGGUAUCUCAAGAGGACCAGGAAAAAGCAGCAGCUGCAGCAGCGAAACCGGCUCCCCCGAGGCCGCCAAAGCGAACCAGUCUCAUACUGGACAGUAUUGAAAAGCACAAGGAAACCCACUCGUCGGAUACGGAGAACGCAUCUCCGGCGAUCGGACCAAAGGACGCCAGUUCGUGCGUGGAACAAUUCUACGACAUUCCUCGGUCGCACCAGCCUGGCCAGUACGCCGGAAGCAGCAUGCACCUGUCGGAAGCCGACCUGUUGUCCCCGUUAAGCCAGUGUGACUUGGUGGCAUCCAGCACGCCAAAUCUGAUGAUGAGCGAAGCGGGCAGCCAAUGCGGAACGCUGGGUCGUACCAGACCUCACUGCUACAGCAACGCCGCUCCCCAACGAAUUGAGGGCAACGUGUUUCGGUUUGAUUUCAGCGAGCAGGGGGACGCACCGGCUAUCAAUCGCAACUUGAAGCCGAAAUCCUCGGUGGACAUUACCAAAUCCGUUGAGAGUGUUUCCCAGGGGCUGAAACAGGUUGCCGUCGCUGCUGCAACGGUUGCUCCUCCUGCCACUCCCGGAAUUCCGAAAAAUCCUCCUCCGACCGUGGACAGAACCAGAAAGCCAACCACGCCAAAGAUUGGCACCAACUCAAUGCGCCGUAAGGGAGGACCUAUGUCGCUGAAUCUUCAAAAUCACAACGAAAACGUCUACGGAAAUACUCAGGAGCAUGGCUCACAGCUCGUAUCUGGAAUCUCCCCCCGCACUCCUGGCAAAAACGACGACCGGCUCCAGUACCUGGAUCUGGACCACUCAAACAGUCCGCAAAAAUCGCACGGACCAAACAGCAGCCUGUCGUCCGCUGGGGGCGGCAUUUCGGCAGGGGCAGGAACUCGUGACGGCGUGACGACAGGCGCAGGAGGCCAUCACGGUGGAGCGCUCGCCAGCAACGGUAUCAGCGCGUCCGGUUCCGGAGCAAACAACAGUCUGCUGGCACCGCCGGCCGUCGCACGCACCCCGUACACUACCGUUGAUUUCGUGAAAACCGAUGCGUUCAACCGGAUCCGUGCCGAUUCGGAGAUGAGUCGCAAUCAGUCCCGGCUAAAGGAUUGAAUUUUCAGAGCUUUUUAGGUGAUUGUAAGGAAAAUUGCAUGUUAACAGGCUUUAAUCAAAUGAGCCGAGAUUAGCGUUAAAAUGUUUUAUUUUAGCAAAUCCUAAAAAUGGAAUAAAAUUUGUAAAAAUAAUAGAUUAAAGUGCAAUUACUCGUAUGCCUUACUGUUAGCUGUUUUCAUUUUAACUUUUUUUAACUAACUGAUCGGAAUAAUAAUAAGUAUUAAAGAUUUGAACAUAAGAUGCUGGGAAAAAAUAUAAAACUGUGAUUUCAGACGGAAUGAGUUCUUUCCU